This is a messenger RNA of Diaporthe citri, 1839 nucleotides long. RefSeq lists its product as uncharacterized. The record is from RefSeq and is a predicted model, not a curated record. Gene Ontology annotation, biological process: copper ion import; iron ion transport; intracellular iron ion homeostasis. Gene Ontology annotation, molecular function: ferric-chelate reductase activity. Gene Ontology annotation, cellular component: plasma membrane. The coding region runs from base 1 to 1839 and encodes 612 amino acids. NCBI's taxonomy places the organism in Eukaryota, Fungi, Ascomycota, Sordariomycetes, Diaporthales, Diaporthaceae. The transcript has 4 exons.
AUGGCUGGAAAGAGCUCGAUGACACCGGCGAUGUUCGCUGCGAGACUCCGCACAAAUCAGCAGCAGCUUCGGUAUUUUGCUGCCGGAAUGUGUGCCCUUAUGGGCCUCUUCAUCGUCUUCCAUUGGAUCCGAUAUCUUUUCCACAGGGCGAAUUCCAACAAGAGAUCCAACUCUGGGGUCACUUAUCCGUUCAGGUUGGUCUCAAGGAACGUAAGGAACCUCCUCGUCCGAAAGGUUCCUGGCUUUACCUCGAGCGGUCACGCUCUCCUUGUCGCUUCAUAUCUGGCAGUCAACAUUGCUUUGACCUUUACCAACGUCAACUUGGUGUACUCCAGUAUUGCGAACAGGUGCGGGUGGAUUCUCUCUGCAAACUUCGCCGUCGUGGUCUUCCUGGCCCUGAAGAACACCCCGCUGGCCUUCCUAUCCGCAUACUCGUACGAGCGUCUAAACGGCCUCCACCAGAUUGCCGGGUACACAUCCUUCGUCUACCUAGUACUCCAUGCAGCCAUGUACACACAUUACUUCCUCGUGAAUAACCGUCCUGAAAUGCUGCAGUCGCAGGGCUCUAUUGCAGGCAUCGUGGCGGGUUUUGCCUUUCUCGGUGUUCUCUUCUCUGCUGUCGUUAUUCGACGUAUCUGGUACGAAGCCUUUUACGUCUCGCACAUUCUAUUUUUCGUUGUGGCUCUCAUUUGCUCCGCAUAUCACCAACCCCAUCUCGAAGACGGGCUCAUCAUCAUCUUUGCGCUCAUUGCUGCUAUGUGGGGCACUGAUCGCCUCCUUCGCGCGUCGAGGAUGUGGUAUCGGGCAGUCAACAACGAGGCCACCCUCGAACCGCUGCCCAACGGCGGCACUAAGAUCACGUUGGCGAAGAGGCCUCAUGGCGUGGUCCCUGGAAAGCACUGCUUUGUGUGGAUCCCCAAGAUCCGCCUUCUCGAAGCGCACCCCUUCACUGUCGUUGCAAGCGAGCCCAUGGAAUUUGUCGUCAACUCGUAUGAUGGCUUCACGCGUGACCUGCGCAAGUACGCGUUGGAUCAUCCUGGUAUCAGACUCAAGGCUUCUGUCGACGGGCCUUAUGGCACUUUCCCGGACCCCUUGGAGUAUGACAAAGUCAUCUUGAUCGCUGGCGGCAGCGGUGCCAGCUUCACCUUCGGCCUGGCUGUCAACCUCCUGGAGAGGAUGGGCCCGGAGUCCUCGAAGAAUAUUACCUUCAUCUGGGCUGUCAGAAAGCAUGAUAAUCUCUCAUGGUUCUCCCAGCACCUCAACACCCUCCGAACCCACGAGCAUUCCCCCAAAGUCAAUGUUUCGUUGUACGUCACAGCAGCUCCAGCCCACGACUCAGCCGAACAACGCCGCGGCUCAGUCCUCAUCACCGAUAUCCGACAAAUGCACCGCGUCACCACCACGUCCUCAGACGAGAAAUCCGACAGCAGCCCUACCAGCGUAAUGGGUGACCACGAGAUGAAUGAGAAGGCCCUCGAGCGGGGGAUCUUCACCACCACCAAGAGCAAGGGCCACAACACCACCUCCUCGGACCCAGAGAAGGCCCUCGCUGGCCCGAACAGCCAACAGCGGACGCCAAGCGAUGAAAGCUUAGCUACGGCGUACAGUGCUGCAGGCUCGUCCACCGCAGAACAUCACCGCGACGUGCUCAAGUCCGGUCGGCCCGACACGGCCACGCUGAUCCGCGAGGCGGUGCGGUCCACGCCACCGCGCCAACGCGUGCUGGUCGCGGCGUGUGGCCCGGACGGGCUCAUGCGCGUCGUCAGAGACACGACCGCCAGCCUGAUCAGCGGCGACGGACCGGGGGUCGAGCUGCACUGCGAGCAGUUCGGGUGGUGA